Schistosoma turkestanicum is the source of this 1426-nucleotide messenger RNA. The record is from the annotation of a GenBank genome assembly. NCBI's taxonomy places the organism in Eukaryota, Metazoa, Platyhelminthes, Trematoda, Strigeidida, Schistosomatidae.
GUUGAAUUUUGUUGUUCAAAUUUGUAUUUCGCGUGCCCCCGCUCGAAUUGGUGGGCUGCGGAUGACUUCUGUCGGCUCAUUGUAACAUCAGAAUGAGCUGAGUUCAUCGACUAUCAGUUCCCAUACUUUUCACUGAUUCUGCUUUUCAUAUUGGCUACAUACCUGCUGGAAUUUUGUAAUGCGCCGACAACUGGAUGGUUUUGAUAGCCCUUGCAUUUCAGAACGGGAGUAUGUAAAGCUUCAGUACGGUCGUAAAAUCGCUCAAGAUACAUGUCUCCUAGCCUCUAUGAAAACUCCGGACUGGUCACAAGGAUCUCCUGCGUUUAUUGGCAAACACAAUAUAGUUCCGUGCACUGUGACUACCAAUUCUGGCAAUUCAACUCUUAAAAUGUACCCCUAUUCUGUGUAUUCAUGUGCUUGCCAGUCAAAUCCCAGUCGAUGUCACAAAUAUCGGCCGAAUUACUUGAGGCAUCGCUGUCCAUCAGGUCCAACAGUUGCCAUGCUUCUUCCAACAGCGGCACACGAAUCCACAUCCCUUUCACGCACUACCAUUCAUUCCUCAUUGUUUGAAAACUGUCGUCGUGGAGUAACUAAUCAAUCUAUUCCAUUAAAUCAAUUAAUAAUUUCACAUUCUCCAGGAUCAAAGAUGACGUCAAACUUAUCACAUCUGAAUAUAUGUCCUAAACCGUUCCCUCACAUUUCAAAUCCUUUUGUUGAAUCUCACGAUUUUUCCAGUAAUGAAUUUAAUUCUUCUCACGCAUCUCAUUCACGUUUCGCCUGUAGCCAAAAUUAUUUUUAGUAGUGGCGUAUUUCUAACAACAUAUUGCAUUUCUGGAAAACGUUGUCCAGUCAGUUUAUAAUCUUGCUUUCUACUUAUCUUGUCCUUCGCAUUUAACUAUUGGUACGUUAUUACUGAUUCUUCGUUCUUCACAAUAUACAUUUCAGUGAUUUACUGCCUAGUUAUGCAAUGUCUUUAUUACAUUUCAGUAAUUUACUAUCUAGUUAUGCAAUGUCUUCACUUUUUUAGUAAUAUUAAUUAUUUGAAACUCUAAAAUUUAGGGUUUUUAUUGUUCAAAUGUACUUUUAUUUUCGUUCAUUCCACAUUGAUUUUGGGACUGCUUUUUUCUGUUGUCAGCGACCAACUUUUUAUAUCCACUGGCACAUUUGUCACAUCAUGCAUAGUCCAAAUAAUUCUCAUUAAUUAGGUAUUGAAAAUAAUUUUGUUUUAUGUAUUUUUAUACAUGCGCUUUCUAUAAUAAUGCUCUUUGUUUAUAUUUAUUUAUGUACGUUGUGUGUGUUGUGUGCUUACUGUCCCUUUUAUGAAUCUUCCUAUGCUGCUUAAUUAUUAUCGCUUUUAAAGUUAUCUAUUCACUUUUUGUCUCAGUGAUGACAUUUCAUCCUAAUCAAUAAACCGAUUACUACAACA